Messenger RNA from Microtus ochrogaster (prairie vole), 975 nucleotides. RefSeq names its product phospholipid scramblase 2-like. Gene Ontology annotation, cellular component: plasma membrane. NCBI's taxonomy places the organism in Eukaryota, Metazoa, Chordata, Mammalia, Rodentia, Cricetidae. The record is from RefSeq and is a predicted model, not a curated record. Gene Ontology annotation, molecular function: phospholipid scramblase activity. Gene Ontology annotation, biological process: plasma membrane phospholipid scrambling.
AUGAACAAAUGUCUUCUUCCUCAAGAGAGGGUACCAUUAACAUAUCAAAGUAACAACUUCACUGAAGUCCAAGCUGAGGAUCUGAGAGUGGAUGAAAAGUUACAAAUAGGAGCUUGGACAUCUCUUAGGCAACUGCAGCAUGGAAGUAGUGGACAUCCUGGUUACUCAGGACCUCAGGCUGGCUGUCCAGUCCCACCACCCAUCUAUGCUGAUGAAGGCCCAGCCUUCUUUAUUACCCAAAGUCAGCCAGAAUCUCACCAGCUAGGUGGACCUGCUGUGACCCCAUGGAUUCCAGCGCUCUCUUUUGAAGUGCCACCUGGAUUGGAAUAUUUAAUUCAUAUAGAUCACAUUCUGAUUCACCAGCAGUUUGAGUUUGUGGAAGCCAUUUUAGGUUUUGAAACAGCUAACAAAUACAAAAUUCAGAACCAACUUGGGCAGAAGGUUUACUACGCAGUGGAGGAGUCUAAUUUCUUCACACGCAAUUGCUGUGGGGACUACAGGAGUUUCUCCAUGAGGAUUCUUGAUAACUCAGGUCACGAAGUCAUGCUUUUGAAUCGACCACUAAGAUGUAGCUCUUGUUUCUGCCCCUGUUGCCUCCAGAAGAUAGAAGUCCAAGCUCCUCCAGGUGUGCCAAUAGGUUAUGUUAUUCAGACCUGGCACCCUUUUCUGCCAACAUUUACAGUUCAAAAUGAGAAAAAACAGGCUGCUCUAAAAAUUUCUGGCCCAUGUAUCACGUGCAGCUUUGGAGGAAAUAUUGAUUUUGAGAUCACGUCUCUCGACGAAAAAAUUGUGAUUGGUAGGAUUUCCAAGCAUUGGUCUGGUUUUCUGAAGGAGUUACUGACAGAUGUGGACAGUUUUGGGAUCCAGUUCCCACUAGACCUUGAUGUGAAAAUGAAGGCUGUGAUGCUUGGAGCGUGUUUUCUCAUAGACUUCAUGUUUUUUGAAACCGGUAGAGGCCAGAGACCAAAACUAUGA